GCUUCCUAUUCUCUCAUCUUGGCUUCCAUGCCUGCAGAAGAGCCAUUCUCCAGACUGUUCCCACUUUUUUGAAAUCGGGCUUUUUUGCUGCCUACAACAGUGAAAAAGUAAGGAAAAGGUCAGAUCUUAGCUUUAAUGGCGGAAACUCCGGAAUCGAAGCCCGUCGCUGAUGCAGAGAAGAAAAAGGAGCAGAGCCUUUCCUUCUUCAAGCUCUUCUCGUUCGCAGACAAGUACGACUGGCUUUUCAUGGCCGCUGGAAGCUUAGGAGCUGUUGUUCAUGGCUCUGCAAUGCCGGUAUUCUUCCUCUUGUUCGGGGAUUUGGUUAACGGGUUCGGUAAAAACCAGACGGAUUUGAAAAAGAUGACGGAUGAAGUCUCGAAGUAUGCUCUGUAUUUCGUAUAUCUCGGGCUUGUCGUAUGCGUUUCUUCAUACGCAGAGAUUGCUUGUUGGAUGUACACGGGAGAGAGGCAGGUGAGUGCACUGAGGAAGAAGUAUUUGGAGGCUGUAUUAAAGCAGGAUGUGGGAUUCUUCGACACUGAAGCGAGGACGGGAGACAUUGUCUUCAGUGUCUCUACAGACACCUUACUCGUGCAAGAUGCCAUUAGCGAGAAGGUGGGGAAUUUCAUACACUAUCUCUCAACGUUUCUGGCCGGAUUGGUGGUGGGUUUCGUAUCGGCAUGGAGGCUGGCGCUGCUGAGCGUUGCUGUCAUUCCAGGAAUCGCCUUCGCUGGGGGUUUAUACGCUUAUACUCUGACCGGCCUCACGUCCAAGAGCCGAGAAUCGUACGCAAACGCCGGUAUAAUCGCAGAGCAGGCCAUUGCGCAAGUUCGAACAGUGUAUUCCUUCGUCGGAGAGAACAAGGCACUGAACUCCUACUCGGAGGCGAUACAGAACACGUUGAAGCUGGGAUACAAGGCAGGUAUGGCGAAAGGCCUGGGAAUCGGAUGCACAUACGGGAUCGCGUGCAUGUCGUGGGCUCUGGUCUUCUGGUAUGCCGGCGUCUUUAUUCGAAAUGGACAGACAGACGGUGGAAAGGCAUUCACAGCUAUAUUUUCCGCCAUUGUAGGUGGCAUGAGUCUAGGACAAUCCUUUUCAAAUCUGGGAGCAUUCAGCAAGGGUAAAACUGCCGGAUACAAGUUGAUGGAAAUAAUCAAGCAGAAGCCCUCUAUAAUUCAAGAUCCCUCAGAUGGGAAGUGUUUGUCCGAGGUUAAUGGGAACAUUGAAUUCAAAGAGGUCACCUUUAGCUACCCAUCACGGCCAGAUGUCAUAAUCUUUAGAGAAUUUUCAAUCUUCUUCCCAGCAGGGAAGACGGUUGCAGUAGUUGGAGGUAGUGGGUCAGGGAAAAGCACUGUUGUGGCUCUGAUAGAAAGGUUCUAUGAUCCUAAUCAGGGGCAGAUAUUGCUGGAUAAUGUAGAUAUAAAGACGCUUCAAUUGCGGUGGCUAAGGGACCAGAUUGGUUUGGUGAACCAAGAACCUGCGCUUUUUGCCACCACCAUACUUGAGAAUAUACUCUAUGGCAAACCUGAUGCGGCAAUUGCUGAAGUGGAAGCUGCGGCUGCUGCUGCAAAUGCUCAUAGCUUUAUUACUCUGCUUCCCAAUGGCUACAAUACACAGGUGGGAGAGCGAGGAGUACAACUCUCUGGUGGCCAGAAACAGCGAAUUGCCAUUGCCUGUGCAAUGCUAAAGAACCCAAAAAUCCUCCUGCUCGAUGAAGCUACUAGCGCCCUUGAUGCAGGCUCAGAGAGUAUCGUCCAAGAAGCUCUAGACAGACUUAUGGUUGGGAGAACGACUGUGGUAGUUGCCCAUCGCCUCUCCACCAUAAGAAACGUUGACACGAUUGCUGUAAUCCAGCAAGGUCAGGUUGUUGAGACUGGCACCCACGACGAACUGAUGGCAAAAGGAAACACUGGAGCAUAUGCAUCUUUAAUCCGAUUCCAAGAGAUGGCAAGGAACAGAGACUUCAAUGUCUCAACCCGCAAAUCCCGUUCAUCUCGCCUAAGCCAUUCACUCUCUACCAAGUCUCUGAGCCUCAGAUCUGGUAGCUUGAGGAACUUAAGCUAUCAGUACAGCACUGGAGCUGAUGGUCGGAUUGAGAUGGUUUCAAAUGCUGACACUGAUAGGAAGAAGCCAGCCCCAGAUGGGUACUUCUUCCGGCUCCUGAAGCUCAAUGCGCCCGAGUGGCCAUAUGCUGUCCUAGGAGCUGUUGGCUCAGUGCUCUCUGGAUUUAUAGGCCCAACAUUUGCGAUUGUCAUGAGUAAUAUGAUUGAGGUGUUCUACUAUAGGGAUUCAGUGGCAAUGGAGAGGAAGACAAAGGAGUAUGUUUUCAUAUACAUUGGGGCAGGCCUUUAUGCCGUCAUGGCGUACCUUGUGCAGCAUUAUUUUUUCAGUAUCAUGGGAGAGAAUCUUACAACAAGGGUGAGGAGGAUGAUGCUUGCAGCUAUCCUGAGGAACGAAGUAGGGUGGUUCGAUGAGGAGGAGAACAAUUCCAGUCUUGUUGCAGCUCGUCUCUCAAGUGAUGCUGCAGAUGUGAAGUCAGCCAUUGCCGAGAGGAUUUCUGUUAUAUUGCAGAACAUGACUUCGCUUCUCACAUCGUUCAUUGUGGCUUUCAUUGUUGAAUGGCGGGUCUCCCUCCUCAUUCUCGCCACGUUCCCUCUUCUAGUUCUUGCCAACUUUGCGCAGCAAUUAUCUUUGAAAGGUUUUGCCGGUGACACAGCGAAGGCGCAUGCGAAGACGAGCAUGAUCGCAGGGGAAGGCGUGAGCAACAUCCGUACCGUGGCAGCCUUCAACGCCCAGGACAAGAUCCUCUCCUUAUUCUGUCACGAGCUUCGCCUACCCCAGCGCCAAAGUCUCCGCAAAAGCCAAUCGGCUGGUCUUCUCUUUGGCCUCUCCCAGCUUGCCCUCUAUGCUUCAGAGGCCCUCAUCCUCUGGUAUGGCGCUCGCCUCGUCAGCCAUGGCACCUCCACCUUCUCCAAGGUCAUCAAGGUUUUUGUGGUACUCGUCAUAACUGCCAAUUCUGUUGCGGAGACUGUCAGCCUCACACCUGAGAUCAUACGCGGUGGUGAAACCAUCAGCUCUGUCUUCUCUAUCCUCGACCGCUCUACAAAAAUCGACCCAGAUGACCCGGAAGCAGAGCCGGUCGAGUCGGUCCGAGGCGAGAUUGAGCUCCGGCACGUUGAUUUUGCCUACCCGUCUCGACCCGAUAUCAUGAUCUUUAAAGAUCUAAACCUACGGAUCCGUUCUGCACAGAGUCAAGCUCUUGUUGGAGCCAGUGGGUCCGGUAAAAGUUCUGUCAUUGCGUUGAUCGAGAGGUUCUAUGAUCCAACAGCUGGGAAAGUAAUGAUCGAUGGGAAGGAUAUCCGACGUCUGAAUUUGAAGUCACUCCGACUUAAGAUUGGGUUGGUGCAGCAAGAACCAGCACUGUUUGCAUCAAGCAUCUUUGAGAACAUUGCUUAUGGGAAGGAUGGAGCAACGGAAGCAGAGGUGAUUGAGGCUGCACGUGCUGCCAAUGUGCAUGGGUUCGUAAGCGGUCUGCCUGAUGGGUACAAGACCCCGGUUGGGGAGAGAGGGGUGCAACUCUCAGGCGGGCAGAAGCAAAGGAUUGCGAUUGCAAGGGCGGUGCUCAAGGACCCAGCGGUGCUGCUGCUCGAUGAGGCUACGAGCGCGCUCGAUGCCGAGUCUGAAUGCGUGCUACAAGAGGCACUGGAGAGGCUGAUGAGGGGUCGUACAACGGUCCUCGUGGCCCACCGGCUCUCGACAAUAAGGAGUGUGGACAGCAUCAGCGUUGUCCAGGAUGGCCGCAUUGUUGAACAGGGCAGCCAUGCCGAGCUGAUUAGCCGGGCUGAUAGUGCAUAUUUACGGCUGUUGCAGCUCCAGCACCAUCACGUUUGAGUGGGGCCCAUCUUUUUAGUUUCUCAUUAGGUUUUCAGUUCCUUUUUAUUAUGUAUUAUCUUUAUCUUUGAUGAUGGCUGUAGAUAUGUUGGGUGGUUAGUUGUUAGAACCUUUACUGCCCGCUCAAUCCUGAUAUGCAUUCCCCUGAUAUGGUGUAA
Magnolia sinica is the source of this 4046-nucleotide messenger RNA. Its product is annotated as ABC transporter B family member 19-like. Gene Ontology annotation, biological process: transmembrane transport. Gene Ontology annotation, molecular function: ATP binding; ATP hydrolysis activity; ABC-type transporter activity. Gene Ontology annotation, cellular component: membrane. The transcript is spliced from 10 exons. NCBI's taxonomy places the organism in Eukaryota, Viridiplantae, Streptophyta, Magnoliopsida, Magnoliales, Magnoliaceae. The record is from RefSeq and is a predicted model, not a curated record. The coding region runs from base 136 to 3888 and encodes 1250 amino acids.